UAAGCAACUACGCAUCACCUCCUACAGUUAAAGUUUGUGCUCAAUGACAGCAGGCGUCAGCAGCAGUGCGGCUUGCUUACAUCGGACGCUCAACGACGCGCACAUUUUGGGGGAGCACCGGGAAGAUAAAGCGGCCGGAAAAGCCCACAGCAGAGAGGCUCCUUUAAAUAAAUCCACGUCUCGCCUUCUCUUCUGCGGCGCGUCGAACAAGUGUGAGAGAGGGAGAAAGAGAGCGAGGGGGGAGAGAGAGAGAGAAAGAGAGAGAGCCCCAGUAAACAACAACACGGCUGUGGUGAGGCUCCUUUCAUUUUUCGGCGAUUCGUCACUGCGGCUUCAGAUGAGGAGGAUAUGGCCCAGAAUUGAAUCGUGAGAGCUCUUCCGGAAGUGAAGCUCAGCAACAACAUAGCGCGACUUCUUUUGCUGUGGGGACAUCUAGCGGCUGAAAUAGUCGCUGCGCCUCCUUGCAGACAUGUUGGGCGCUUCUGGCGUCCCCGAGCUGAUCCCGCCGGCGGGGCCGCCAAUGCAACCUGGACCCGGGGCCCAGCACGGCCAAGGCAGCGGGCCCAGUGGUCCUAACCCUCAGCGGCUUGGCCAGAGGGCCCCCAAGCUGGGACAGAUUGGUCGCUCCAAGAAAGUGGACUUGGACGACGAAGUACUGGACGACAUCAUGAACAACAACGGCCAGUGUCCCGUGUCUCUCCCCAUGUCCUGAACCGGGAGACCUCCUUCCCAGUGUCUCCAUCUCGGCCUGCGGUCGUCUCCAAGCGAUGGCGCAACUUGGCCCGCAGAGGGCGCCGGCGGGAGCCUCCGCCCACAUUGUAAAAUACAAGCAAUUGAUUUCACCUCAUUUCAGACUUUCGAUGGCGCCGCACGUCCCGGGAGGUCUGCGGCGACCUGCCGACUGAGCUUCUGAACGAGUGCCGGUGAGAAGAUGCUGGUUCUGCACCCUCUUGUGAGGGCUUUACGACAUCUGGUUGUCCACUCGGCUAACCUCCAUACUGCUAACACUGGUAGUGUGCCUACUGUAUAACCCAGUGAAUGAAAGUUUUGUUAUUUAUGACAUGAGAAAAAAGUACUGAUUUUUUUUUGUUUGUAAAAUGUGAAGUUAUGUGCUUUCAAAGAAAUCAUUUCUAAUUGCUACUUUGUCAACUAUGAAGUUGUUUGCACUUUGUGGGGAUGCCCGUGACGCGUGUUCUUUGCAUGGAGCAUCUCUUUUUUUAAGGGCUACGUCGUCAUACUUUUGACACCGCACCGCUGUUGCCUGCAUGCUGAGCUGCCCGUGGCUGGAUGAGCCUGUAGAGUCGUGAAUGUUUUCGAGUCCCCUGCCAUGUUCUUGUCAAUCUACUGGAGGUUACGAUUUACUCAAGGAGCUGGUGGAAACAAGCUUGUGAUUUGCUGUGACAAUCACACCCUGACAAAAAGCACCAACUGACUAUUAAGGAUGAUCAUUAUUGUUGUACUGAGAUGCUCAUUCUUGUAUAAUGUGACUUUUGUUUUCUUCUAAUUUUUUGAGGGGGGGGGUUGGCUGUGAAAUUGUAACACUUAAAAACAAAACAAAAAAACGUUUAUUUGAUGUGGACUUUGUUGGCUGUUUGCAUGAAAGUGGACAACUUUUCAAAUCUGCAUCCGGGGAAAUAAACGUAUCUUUAUCGAG
This is a messenger RNA of Syngnathus typhle (broad-nosed pipefish), 1654 nucleotides long. RefSeq lists its product as uncharacterized. Lineage: Eukaryota; Metazoa; Chordata; Actinopteri; Syngnathiformes; Syngnathidae. The record is from RefSeq and is a predicted model, not a curated record. Gene Ontology annotation, molecular function: calcium-dependent protein kinase inhibitor activity; protein kinase binding. Bases 470 to 712 code for a protein of 80 amino acids. The transcript has 3 exons. Gene Ontology annotation, biological process: negative regulation of protein kinase activity.